This is a messenger RNA of Sturnus vulgaris (Common starling), 2661 nucleotides long. It is a transcript of the gene TMEM222, whose product is annotated as transmembrane protein 222. NCBI's taxonomy places the organism in Eukaryota, Metazoa, Chordata, Aves, Passeriformes, Sturnidae. The record is from RefSeq and is a predicted model, not a curated record.
AUGGCGGCGGCGGAGCCCGGGAUGAAGCAGUUCAAUGGCGGCGGUGGCGCCGCGCCGGACGCGGAGCGUGGCCGCUUCCCGCACUGCGUGGUGUGGACCCCGAUCCCCGUCCUGACGUGGCUGUUCCCCAUCAUCGGGCACAUGGGCAUCUGCACCUCGGCCGGCGUCAUCCGCGACUUCGCGGGGCCCUACUUCGUGUCUGAAGACAACAUGGCGUUUGGGAAGCCUGUGAAGUACUGGAAACUGGAUCCCAGCAAAGUCUUUGCCACCGGUGCCAACGCGUGGGACACGGCCGUGCACGACGCGUCCGAGGAGUACAAACACCGCAUGCACAACCUUUGCUGUGACAACUGCCAUUCCCACGUGGCUCUGGCCUUAAACUUGAUGAGAUACGAUAACAGCACCUCGUGGAACAUGGUGAAACUGUGCUUCUUCACACUGCUCUAUGGGAAAUACGUCAGCAUAGGGGGGUUUGUGAAGACCUGGCUGCCCUUUCUGCUCUUCCUGGGGGUGAUUGUGACCGUGGUUCUCACCCUGCACCUGCGGUGAUGGCAGCCCUGCCCCCCGAGCACACAAAGGAUAAACUGUGACUGAUCCAGCAGGAUGGAGGCCUGCGACUCUGGGAGCCUUUUCCAGGGAAGGGGCAGCCCCACUGCAUCGUGCCAGCUCAUCUUUGUCUCCUGGAGUUGGCUUCUUUUCCUCCUGUUUCUGUUCUGUCGACGGUGUCUCCCAGUGUCAGGGGUCUGGAAGCUUCUGCUCUCUCCCUUUCUGCAGCUGGGGAGGUGGGGGUGGGAUCAGGGCACGGCAGGGGUGGGCACCUUUGCUCUCAGUGCCAAAAAAAGCCUCAAGGCAGGCUCUGCCUCCUGCAGUGGCACGAGCAGACGCACCUUGGGAGGGUCUCUCUGAUCACCUGCUCUCCUCCUCUCCACCAGAUGCUUCCUCCAGUCCCCUGGGUCUCCAGUCAGGAGUUGCUGUUUUCCCUGUGGCACAUCUCUCCAGUAGCACACAUUCCAGAGGGAAGUGGGGGGUUGUUCCUGGGAGGAGGGGCUGCCCCAGCACUCAGCCAUGGCCCCCAGCAGUGGCAGGAGGAUGAUGGGGUGGGACACUCCUGAGGGACGCUCUGUGGCAGGGCCAGCUCCCCUGGUCCUGCUGCUGAGCCUGGAAAGGCAGGAAAGCCAAAGGGCUGCCUUGGGAAGGGCUCGUGGCAGGGUGCCCCCCUCCAGGAGCCUGCUGCAGCUUUGGGAGGCAGCCCUUUGUCCCUUUUAGCUUGUGCCAGAGAAAAUAUCACUCCCCUGCUUCUCCUCGGGCUCUCGGUUGCUAAAUCUGGCACUGCAAUCCUCACAAGGCUCUUGUUCCCCUUUGAUCCCCGUGCAGCUGGAGCAGAGAGGCCGAGCCUGGGGCUGCAAAACCUCAGUGGGAGCAGCACCUGAGCCUAGAGCUGAAAGGAGGAGGUGAAGGGCUGGAAGUUGCCUGUCUGGCUGGGCUUUGCAAACUGGGGCAGUGGCUGGUGAUUGAGGAAUGGCUUAGGGAGCUUUGGAGAGCACACCUGGGCACAGGUGCUGUGCAGGGAUUGGUGUGAGGAGCACAGCUCAGGCAGGGUGGGCUGUGGGAUGGGAGUUGUCCCUGAGUGCCAGGCAGGAAAGGAGUUUGGAUAUCACCUGGAACCCCAUCUACAGCUGGGUCUGCUCUGCAGGUGCUGAUUUUGGAGGGCUCUGAGCCAGGGGAAUUUUAAAGCCAAGCCUGGGCUGAAGGUUCUUGUGCAGCUGAGCAGGUCCCUGCUGACUGCAGAGGUGGGAGCAGAGCUUUUCCAUUCACACCUGAAAAACCAGCUCAUUACUCCAGAACCUGGUGGAAUCCAAGGAAUCCAGUUCGGGGAGUGCUCGUGGCCAGCAGGAAAGGUUUUCUGGGGUCCCAGCCCUGCCUGCAGCUUCCUCUGACUGGAGCCCACUCACUGUCAGCCUGCUGGCUUUCAGACCCCUCCCCGUGUGCCUCUCCCUGACCCCCCCAGCCCUGUGGGAGGGUUGGACCCUCCUCCCGAGCUCUUUUCUGUGUUUUCUCCUCUUCCUCAGUCACUUUUAAAUCACCCCUUACUCCUGCUGCUCCUUGUUGUCCCUGUCCCACCCCUGCUCUGUGCAGCCCUUCCCUGCCUGUGUGGAGAGUGGGAUGGAGGGUGCUGGGCCUGGGGCUGCUGAGCGCCGAAAUCCCGACCGGAGCGAGCCUGGGUGAGAGGAUGGAGUGUGUGAGCUCUGUUCUCAGCCAGCCAGAGGGGACUGAGCGCUUUCCCUGCGUGUGGCUUUCCUGUGAUUCCUUGGAGUGCCCGGCCCCGGGGCUGGCUCCACCCUCAGCAAUAACCUCGAGCCCCUGGGCCCGUCCCGUCCGUGUUUCAUCCAUGAGCUCUGCAAGAAUUGCCAAAGCUGAGACUUGGGGGUGUCGGGGGCCCCCGGACUUCCAAAUCCCCACUGUAAAAUUCCCUCUCGUUUGCUCCUGAUGCUUUUUACCAGAGCAGAGUUUGGAAUGGCGAGGGCGAGCCCCCAUCCCUCAUCCUUUGUUCCCUUCAUCUCUGCGGGGCGCUGGAUUUCUUUGUAAAUAUUUAAACUCUGCUUCUGUGGUUUCAUAAUCCCGACGGCAGGGAAAUAAACUGAUUUCUGUGGAUAUCUCCAA